AUGUCGACGUCCAGCGGUUCUCAGCGGCCCAUCAAGGGGAUCCUGAAAAACAAAGGCUCCACGGCAGCGUCCGCAGCGUCGGCGGCGUCCGCUUCGUCCGUCGUGACCCCCGGCCAGCAGACCCGCGGACUCCAGGCCAGAAAGUCGAAGAAAUGGGACGAGUCCAACAUCCGUGCCACCUGCCGAGGCGCCUACAGAGACUAUGAUUUAAAGAACAUCAACGAGCCCAGCGCCCCCCACGUCCGGAUCCAGGACAGCGGAGAAGACGCGGCGUGGGACUUCGACACCAAGGACCAGGCCAGAGGCACCGGGGGCCACAUCCUGGGGAAGCCGGAGAGUAGCCAACUCCUCCUGGACAAGAUCGAAAGACAGCGGCAGUUCGAGCUGCGACGGAAGCUGCAUUAUACCGAAGGACUGCACAUCAAGUUAGGGAGAGAACUGAUUGCCAAAGAACUGCAGCUCUUAGAACUCGACGAUGACGACGACGAAAACCCGCCUGCGACCACCGAAGAGAAGACUGCUGCAGGAGAAGGGGAGGACGACGGCCCUGCCGGCGACGACCUGCCGACUCCAGCCAGCUACCUGUAA
Myotis davidii is the source of this 588-nucleotide messenger RNA. RefSeq names its product putative type-1 protein phosphatase inhibitor 4. Lineage: Eukaryota; Metazoa; Chordata; Mammalia; Chiroptera; Vespertilionidae. The record is from RefSeq and is a predicted model, not a curated record. The transcript has a single exon. The coding region runs from base 1 to 588 and encodes 195 amino acids. Gene Ontology annotation, biological process: regulation of signal transduction. Gene Ontology annotation, molecular function: protein phosphatase inhibitor activity.